CCAAACACAUACCGUUGAACAUCAGUAUAAUUACUAUAUAAUGAUUUCAUUAAAUGGAAAUUAAAACAAAUAUAAAAAUGGAAGCAACUUACAAGAGACAACAUCAGGGAUCUCAUAUGCUCCAAAAUGAUCGCCAAUCUUUAUCUGGUUCUUGUUCACCGCUUCAGUUCGUCUAUAAAAUGGUGGCCUUCAUCUAAUUAGCCACAUGCCGGAAGAAAAUGGAUCCCGAUUCUACAAAACUUGCCGGAUUUGAGAUUGAAAAAUCUCUGGUACCCAACAAGAACCGGCGUGUUAUUAGCCAAAGACUUACGAGAGUGUUCUCCGAGGACUACAGAAAAGUCAAAGGUCGUGUUUUCGAUCCUCGGGGAGAGCGUGUAAGGCAAUGGAACAAGUAUUUCUUAGUUGCAUCCCUUAUUUCCAUUGCCAUAGACCCUCUUUUCUUUUACUUGCCUUUAGUGAACCAGGAGGAGAUGUGCAUGGGUGAAGAUACUUCCUUAAAGAUCACUCUAACCGUCAUUCGAUCCAUUGUCGACGUUUUCUACAUCAUUCAGAUUUAUGUUCGUUUCCGCACAGCUUACGAUGUUCCUUCCACUCGCUUGCUCGGAAGAGGAGAGCUGGUUCUAGACCCUUUUAAGAUCUCUCAAAGGUAUCUCAAGAGAGACUUCUCUCUUGAUUUGCUUGCCUCUCUUCCUAUUCCACAGGUAUUGACAUGGCUUCCGAUUUUUGAUAAAUCGGAAAUGCUGAGUACGAAGAUCAGCAUACUGUACUUCAUCAUGUUUCAGUUCUUCUUGAGGCUCUAUCUUAUAUUCAAACUUACAUCUCAUUUAACACAAGUAGUUGGGGUGGUGGCUGAAUCCACAUUGGCUGGGGCUGCUUAUAAUAUAGUCCUCUUUCUGUUGGCAGCUCAUGUUUUCGGAGCCUGCUAUUAUCUUCUAUCAAUCGAGAGGCAAGGACUGUGUUGGAAAGAGGUAUGCGACAGUGAAGAACCAGGGUGCGGUGAGAAGUUUUUCAAUUGUCGUUAUCUCGAUGAUCCUGGCCGUGCAUCGUGGUAUCAAACGAGUAAUAUCACCGAUGCAUGUGGACCGGAGACAGAAUCCUACGAAUACGGGAUGAUCUUUGAUGCUGUAGAUUAUGGAGUUGCAUCCUUGGAUUUCUUCACAAAAUACUCGUAUUGUCUUUGGUGGGGUCUUAGGGCAAUAGGCUCCAGAGCUGAGGAACUUCAAGCAAGUACAUUUCUUGCAGAAACACACUUUUGCAUAGUCAUAUCGCUCACAGGAUUGUUGCUCCUUGCUAUGGUUAUUGGCACCAUGGAGACGUAUCUUGAAUCAAGAUCCCAGAGAUUAGAAGAGUAUAGGAUCCAGCAAAUGGAUACAGAAGGAUGGAUGAACCACCGGCAACUUCCGGAAGCGAUGAGGGAGCGUGUGCGCAAACACGACCUUUACAAAUGGAUCAAACAAGGGAAGGUUGAAGAAAAAGCCAUUCUGGAUGCCCUUCCUAUGGAUAUCCACAGAGAUAUCAAACAUCACAUCUGCAUUGAACUAGUUAGACGUGUUCCACUCUUUGAUCAAAUGGACGAACGCACAAUUGAUGCAAUAUGCGAACGACUAAGACCUGUGAUAUGCACACCCGGAACUUGCUUAUUGCGUGAGGGCGACCCAACCAAUGAAAUGCUAUUCAUAAUGCAUGGACAUCUAGAUUCCUACACGACGGAUGGAGGACGGGCUGGUUUCUGGAAUCAGUGCGAGAUUGGUCCGGGAGACUUUUGUGGGGAGGAGCUGUUGACGUGGGCACUGGACCCACGUUCAACGGACACCCUCCCAUUGUCCACGAGGACAGUGACAGCAGUUAUGGAGGUGGAAGCAUUUGGUCUUCCAUCUGAGGACUUGAAGUUUGUGGCCACACGGUUUCAGAAGCUGCAUAACAAGAAGCUGAGACACACAUUCAGGGUUCAUUCGCACCAGUGGAGGACCUGGGCUGCUUGCUUUAUACAAUCGGCAUGGAAACGAUACAAAAGGCGAAAGUUAAUUGGAAUGUUGAAGGCGAAAGAGAGUUAUAACCGUGAGAAUGUUAGCGAACAAAGCAAGAAUAAAGCGAGGAUUAGGGAGACAGGCAUCUCGUUGGGUACAAAUGUUAGAAGAUGCGAGAUAUUGGAUUUUGAUGAUUCUAUUCGUACCCCAGUACCCAAGCCAAAUGAUCCUGAAUAUUUUGAUUCAGAAUGAUUUGUGAAAUGGGUUCUGAGAAAUUUGAAACGAGAUAAUCGUAUCAUGAUUUCUAGGGUUUUGUAUCAGAAUUAAAUCAAUCGUCUUUGUUCAUAAAACAUGUUUGAACCCCCCAUCUUUCGAAUUCCAGUUCCAUUUUUGCUCAAA
Messenger RNA from Cynara cardunculus var. scolymus (artichoke), 2366 nucleotides. Its product is annotated as protein CNGC15b-like. The transcript has 6 exons. The coding region runs from base 219 to 2219 and encodes 666 amino acids. Gene Ontology annotation, molecular function: monoatomic ion channel activity. Gene Ontology annotation, cellular component: membrane. Lineage: Eukaryota; Viridiplantae; Streptophyta; Magnoliopsida; Asterales; Asteraceae. The record is from RefSeq and is a predicted model, not a curated record. Gene Ontology annotation, biological process: monoatomic ion transport; transmembrane transport.